AUGAUGACCUUUGCAGCUUUUUGCAGCCUUUGCGGCUCUCAUCCCUUGUUGAGCCUGCCUUACAUGAUCUACGUACCGUUCCUCCAUGUAUUCCUCCAAGUUGCCUGCUUGGCCUGCUUCAGUUUAGCAGAGUGCACACCCAAGCUCAGCCUCCUGCAGCACACACUGAAGCUGGAAGAGAGGGACGCCCAGGAUUCCAUCAGUUCCCUCAGUGGCGACUCAACUUCUUCCCUGUUUGUGAAGUUCCACAAGGUGGCUGGCAGCACAUGGCGAGCCUACAUUGACCUCAUCUCUCACCAAGACAACUCUUGUAGCAAGGAUUGCGGGAACCCUGUCUGGGACUGUCAGCAGCGGUACCCCCAUGAUGCUGCGAAGUUUGAGUGGUGCAGCCAACAGCCUGGGAAGAAUAAGUCCUGCUCUGGGAUUGCACACAGCUGCACCUUCCACACGGGCAUGGCUGUGAUGCGCCAGGCCGUUUCGGGUCAGAACAUAAGCACCCUGACAUCGGACAUGGCCGAUGCGCAGAACCUGUGGCCGAGCUCGGAACGCUUAAGGCUGCUGUCGGAAGAAGUGGAGUGGGCCCGUUCUUGGUUGCCCUCAGACUUGCAUCAAAAGCGCCUACUCGUGACGACGAUCCUCCGCGAGCCCACCGAGAGACUUCGUUCUUUUUAUUACUUUGGCGGGAACGGCUUCUCCGCAGCUUCCAGUUCUGAUCAAGGGAACCUGGCUGCUUCACAUCAAGGUUUCAAGUCCUGGUUGGAGUUCCGCAGGGAUUUCGUGACCGGCAACUGGUCACAUGAGCAAUUUCAACAACAGGCUUCAAAUGCGGAUGCUGGAUCCACCUCCAUGUCCAUCCUCUUGCGCUCGUGCUGUGAGUACGAGACUUGGCUGGGGGAUGGCUCGAUCGAGGCAGCAAAGCUUACUCUUGCUACGCAGUUCGACCUAGUUGGCAUCACCGAGAGGCUAGACGAAAGCUUGGUGAGCCUUGGCAAGCUCUACGGCCUGACACCUUUGCAGUUAGCUGCCAUGUUCCGAAGAAGUGUGCCAGAAGUUUUUGAUAACAGUGACAAUAAGCUCGACUGGACCGAAGAGGAGCGGGCCUUGGCCACGGCCGUUGCAGAGAAGAGCACGGCCAUUUACAACUUUGCGCAAGAGGUCUUCCAACGUCGGGCCCCCACACUUUUCGGAAGCGAGGCGAACAUGCAGGCUGCUGUAGAAGCCUUCAAGAAGCUCAACCCCGACAGCUAA
Messenger RNA from Symbiodinium natans, 1248 nucleotides. The record is from the annotation of a GenBank genome assembly. Lineage: Eukaryota; Dinophyceae; Suessiales; Symbiodiniaceae.